Molecule: messenger RNA, 1440 nt
Organism: Fraxinus pennsylvanica
Lineage: Eukaryota; Viridiplantae; Streptophyta; Magnoliopsida; Lamiales; Oleaceae
Source: the annotation of a GenBank genome assembly
AUGGAGACCGAAGGUAAACCUAGAGAUAUCAAGUCAAAAGUAUCCAAGUUCUUUUGGCAUGGUGGCUCAGUUUAUGAUGCUUGGUUUAGCUGUGCUUCAAAUCAGGUGGCCCAAGUUCUACUUACCUUGCCAUAUUCAUUUUCUCAACUGGGAAUGCGUUCUGGGAUUCUCUUUCAGCUAUUCUAUGGUUUAAUGGGCAGUUGGACAGCUUAUCUCAUUAGCAUUCUCUACGUAGAGUACAGAACCAGAAAAGAAAGAGAAAAAGUUGAUUUCAGGAAUCAUGUUAUUCAGUGGUUUGAAGUUCUUGAUGGGCUUCUUGGUAAACAUUGGAGGAACGUGGGCUUGGCAUUUAACUGCACAUUUCUUAUGUUUGGAUCUGUGAUUCAACUCAUAGCUUGUGCAAGUAAUAUAUAUUACAUAAAUGAUAAUCUGGACAAAAGAACAUGGACUUACAUAUUCGGAGCUUGUUGUGCCACCACAGUGUUCAUACCUUCUUUCCACAACUAUCGAAUCUGGUCAUUUCUUGGCUUGUUAAUGACCACCUAUACUGCUUGGUACCUCACCAUUGCUUCCCUUGUCCAUGGCCAGGUAGAGGGUGUGAAGCACUCGGGUCCAACCAAAUUGGUGUUGUACUUCACAGGAGCCACAAACAUUCUAUACACAUUCGGGGGACAUGCCGUUACUGUUGAGAUUAUGCAUGCGAUGUGGAAGCCACAGAAGUUCAAAGCCAUAUACUUACUGGCGACCCUUUAUGUAUUGACAUUGACUCUUCCAUCAGCAGCAGCAGUGUACUGGGCAUUUGGAGAUGCUCUUCUCAAUCACUCCAAUGCAUUUUCUCUUCUUCCAAGAUCCCCUUCCAGGGACAUGGCUGUCAUUUUGAUGCUCAUCCAUCAGUUUAUAACGUUCGGAUUUGCAUGCACACCAUUGUAUUUUGUGUGGGAGAAAGCAAUCGGAAUGCACAAGUGCAAGAGUUUAUGCAAGCGGGCGGCUGCAAGGUUGCCGGUGGUGAUACCCAUAUGGUUUUUGGCAAUUGUUUUUCCAUUCUUUGGUCCCAUUAACUCCACAGUCGGAUCGCUUCUUGUUAGCUUUACCGUCUACAUUAUUCCCGCCUUGGCCUACAUGUUCACCUUCAGAUCACCUGCCGCUCGAGAGAGUGCAGUGGAGCAGCCAUCAAAGUACUUUGGAAGAUGGGUUGGCACUUACAUAAUCAAUAUAUUUGUGGUAGUUUGGGUGCUAAUUGUUGGUUUUGGAUUCGGUGGUUGGGCUAGCAUGACAAAUUUCAUACACCAAAUCGACACAUUUGGACUUUUCACCAAGUGUUACCAAUGCCUACCUCAAUUGCCACCAUCGCCGCCACCCCACCUGCUUAAUGCCACCGCUCCUCUGCCACCACCUCCAGCCAACGUCACUCUACCCCACCACCAUAUUCACAGCCGUUGA